Messenger RNA from Talaromyces marneffei, 249 nucleotides. RefSeq lists its product as uncharacterized. The transcript is spliced from 5 exons. The record is from RefSeq and is a predicted model, not a curated record. Bases 1 to 249 code for a protein of 82 amino acids. Lineage: Eukaryota; Fungi; Ascomycota; Eurotiomycetes; Eurotiales; Trichocomaceae.
AUGGUCGUCCACUGUCGUUCAUCAGAUUUGAAUGAGCUAAAAACGAAGCUUCCCGCCGCAACAUUCGCACCAGCAAACCGCGACAACCCUGAUUUGGUGCUGCAAUCUUCUUCUCGAGAUAAAUUCGUGCAAUUGCAGCUCGAUUCUCGCCACUGCUGUUGUAUGUUCACCGCAAAGAGACGAUUCGAAAUUGUGACUCAUUCGGGUGGCCUCUCCAGUUUUAAGAAAGCAACUCUGGAAAGAACUUAG